Molecule: messenger RNA, 3786 nt
Organism: Ornithodoros turicata
Lineage: Eukaryota; Metazoa; Arthropoda; Arachnida; Ixodida; Argasidae
Product: integrin alpha-8-like
Exons: 27
Coding region: 63-3341 (1092 amino acids)
Biological process (GO): cell adhesion mediated by integrin; cell-matrix adhesion; cell-cell adhesion
Cellular component (GO): external side of plasma membrane; integrin complex
Molecular function (GO): integrin binding
Source: RefSeq, a predicted model, not a curated record
UAUUAAGCCGCCGCCAGUAUCUGGUAUGCACUCGCUCCCAUAACGCGCGUGGGUGUGGCACAAUGCGUACUGCAUGGCGAUGGGCUGUCUUGUGGCUGCUCUCGUGCUUUUCUCCUCCCGCACGUGGGAUUAAUGUGGACGUUAACUUUCCCGAUAUCAUCAACGGUAGCGCAGGGGGCCACUUCGGCUACUCUGUGGCCUUGCAUGGAGAAGGAGCUGGAGGCUUUUCCGCUCUUGUUGGCGCAAUUCGAGCAAACUCGUCCCUGAACCUGUGGAAAACCAUCUACCAGCCCGGGGUGCUGUACAGAUGUCCACUGCUGCAGCAGGGCCGACAAUGCAGCGAAGUGAUAGUUGAUCCCACAGGCAACAAGAAAACUGUUAACAUCCGCGACCGUGAGCUGUCGUACUAUGACCUGAAGGACAACAUGACGCUGGGCAUGACUCUGGAAUCGGUACCAGGAGGCAGUACUGUGGUGUGUGCUCCUCUUUGGAAAAACCAGAACUGGUACCAAGUGUACCUUGCCAAUGGAGUGUGCUACGUUCUCGACAAAGACUUGAAACGGCAGCAGAAACUUGUGCCCCUGGUUAGAAGAGACCUACAGGUUGUACGGCAUGUGUACUACUACUACGCUGCACAGUGUGGAUUUUCCGCAACGUUUACGAAGAAUUCAGGCCUUGUUCUUGGCGCUCCAGGGUUUCGCGACUGGACAGGUUCCAUCGGGACCUAUUCGUCUUCGUUGAACAACUUCGAUCUCUCGUACGCCUUAAAUGCAAAAGUGGAGUCCUACACUGGCUACUCCGUGACGAGCGGUCACUUUUUCGACAACGAGGCCGUGUCAAUAGCUGUUGGAGCGCCCAGAGGAUUUGACUACAAAGGCGAGGUGCACUUGCUCAGCGAAGAUGGGAGGAGGUACAGGGGCAGUCUCGUUGGGUAUCAGAUGGGCGAGUAUUUCGGUGCGUCCCUUCUGGCUGUAACCGUUGGCAAGCGAGCGAGUACACUGGACACCCUCCUGGUUGGAGCUCCGCAGUUCGCGAAAAAAGGCGGUGUUGACGAAGGCAGGGUCUACGUCUACCGCAGCUACAGCAAUAGUCUGGUGCAGGACAGGACACUAGUUGGGAGUCUGGAACCAAUGUCCAGGUUCGGCACUUGCUUGUCCAGCAUUGGAGACAUCAACAUGGAUGGAUACAACGACAUCGCAGUGGGUGCGCCGUAUGAAAAUGGCGUUGGUGCAGUGUACAUCUUUCAUGGAGUAGUAGGGUCCAGGUUUAGGAGAACAUAUGCUCAGCGAAUUUUAGCGAGCGCGAUCACCGCUAGGACAGGAACUCCUCUGAAAGGAUUCGGGAUCAGCAUUUCCAGAGGUUACGACAUAGAUUCCAACAAAUACAACGAUCUCCUUGUCGGUGCCUACCAGUCUGACAAUGUCGUGCUGCUGAGAACACGUCCAGUGAUACGAGCAAAUGCCACGAUCCGAUUGCACAUCGCGAUGAUUAGCGCAGACAUGAGAACAUGUAGCGCACCAGACCAGCAGAAGUUGCCUUGCUUCAACGUCGACGUCUGCCUCACUUACAAUGGACAGUUUGUGACCGACGAACUCGAUUUCGAGACGGAACUGAGUAUCGACACCAAACGCAUGGAACGGAGAUCAGUUCGAGGUUUCUUGUACAAUGGCACUGCACCUGUUAGCGUCCAGAAGAUCAUGAUUAGUGCAACACUGGACCAUAGCGUCUGUUUAACCAAAGUGGUCUACUUACAUGCAGAAUUUGUAGACCCUCUAGACCCUUUUGAUAUCAGCGUCGCUUUUAAGCUGAAGGAGCAGUUGGAAGACCGUUGGUGUCCUACCUGCCCUGUUCUAGAAAGCAGACAUCCGCUACUGGUCACAAAAACGAUUCCUUAUAAACACGGAUGCAGAAAUGAAGAUGUCUGUAGAUCAGACCUCAAGUUGAGUGUCAACAUCAGCAGUUACAACUCGCAAGAUUUUUUCGUCGUGGGUGAGACAGCGACGAUGUCUCUGACGGUGCAAGUGCACAACAAGCGUUCCGGAGACCCCGCCUACGCGGCACAGGUUGUGGUCAACGUCACAUCGUCGGUCGACGUUAUCAAUAAAGGUCAUUGCUACACAGUAGAGAAUGACCGAUUGAAGGUGACGAGGAUAGUAUGCAACGCGGGAAAUCCUCUGAAGCAAGGGGCGAAGGCGACAUUCAAUUUAAAAUUGGAUCUCAGUAAGGUGCUGCAAGCAUUCACGUUGAACGUCUCUGCAGUCUCUACAAGUGAAGAUGUUGACCCGACAGAUAACGUGUUCUCUCGCAGGCUUCCCUUUAUCUAUCAAGCAGAUAUCGCCAUAUUUGGAAACGCUAGACCUGGUAUCGUGGAGUACAACUCUAACACAAAGAAGGUUCCUCUGCAGCACAGUUUUCUGAUCACAAAACUCCACUCCAGUCCGAUUAACGCAGUAGAACUGUCGGUACACGUACCGUAUGUCUUCGGGGUAUCCGAAGCUCCGUUCAGCGCGAUCAAAAGCAUCAAGAUAGCAGUGGGGGAGCUCUACGUUCCUGGUAGCUGCCGUUCCAUAGAAGGCUACUUCACGUGGAAGGAUGAUCCAGUGGCUGAGCCCACAGACACUUCGGAUCCCUCAAAUGGAACUGGUCUAUUGGGUCGUGUGCAGCGGGCCGCGGAACCCGCAACAACGUCCGAUGUACGACAGUCUGCUCUCCGAACUGGAGCGGUUACUGGGAUCAGCUACGCUAAUGUGCCUCCACUGAACUGCCGUACGUCCCUCUGCCAGGAAAUUAAAUGCACGUUGGGCCCGUUUCUGCCAAGGAAAGCUAAGGUCGCGCAGAUCACAUUCAAUAUACUCUUUGACAUGGAGGAGUUCAGGAAACAAGCUGGUUCUUGGUAUGCCUUCAGCGUUGGCACAGAAGGUUCCGUUAAGAUCUUGGACAACGUGACGUUCGUCAAGACCGGCGACCGACCAAAACAGAUCAGGGUGGCAACAGUGAUGCAGAAACAAGGACCCCUUCCGCCUAAGAGGGUAUCCCCCUGGAUACUAGCUGCUAGCGUGUUCGCCGGUCUGAUUGCUUUCGCCUUACUCUUAGGAGGGUUGAUACACUUGGGCUUUUUCCGGCGCCGCAAGUUGGAAGAAAUCGAAAAACUCCGCCUCGCGGAUGAACAGGAAGAGUGGCAAGAUUUCAUGGUGACGGAAGAAGAGGUUAAAGCGGAGAAAGAACUCUUUCGCAAGAGCAUGAUGCUGGGAGUCAAGGACGGAUCCCUGGAGUUCAUCGACGGUUCUUUCACUAGCGCGGAGACAUUAGAUGAAAAAGACGAGCACUCGGCGACGGCUUAGCGAAAGGCUAAAGUUGUUCGACCCUUGAAUGCCCCAACUUGCUGAAUGGGAUUUGUUCACAGACGUCACACCUCUAGAGGGCACCAGCUUCGAAAAGGCCAGACCGCCGUCAUUGCGUACGCACGGCGAAGUUUGGUUUCGGUUUUCGUUCGCUGUCAUAUACUGCGUAGAGGACCCCUAGCGACAAAACAUGAGAAAUACUGAGAUAUGGUACAAAUAAUAUUCACACAAUAGCAGAAAUUAGAUACACCAAAUGAACGGUGAAGGUUGGUGUCUGGACGGAGGUAGAAGACCUCGGAACCACCAUCAUGGCGGCAAAUGUGCUAGCGGCUGCAGCGCUUCCCUGCGAGUGACGUCAUGUGAAUAAACCCUGUACUCUUUGUUGCACAAAAUUAUUUUUGAAGAAAAGUCCUUGAAUAAAGAUGGCGGUAUAAGACCAGCUGCA